AUGAGCAGCAUAUUUGUGGCCAGUAAAAUUAUUUGUGUCGUGACCGUGGGAUAUUCAAAUGCAUCGCAUCAAACAACUUUCUGGCUCUCUUCAUUGGAACUGCAAACCGCACCUCCAGGGGAAUCUGCUUAUGUUCACAACCCUGCCAUGGCUCCUAAUACGACCCCAACAAAACGAGAAAAGAUCUGUACCAUGAGAGUGGCUGGGUACUCUAAUGAUGAAAUCUGCGCCACUUUGAUUGAUCGUCAUGACCUUUCUGACUGA
Messenger RNA from Laccaria bicolor S238N-H82, 264 nucleotides. RefSeq lists its product as uncharacterized. Bases 1 to 264 code for a protein of 87 amino acids. The record is from RefSeq and is a predicted model, not a curated record. Lineage: Eukaryota; Fungi; Basidiomycota; Agaricomycetes; Agaricales; Hydnangiaceae. The transcript has a single exon.